GGCAGCCUCUCCCUGUCCGGAGCCCCCGCAGCCAUGGCAGAGACAGAGCUAGCCCAGAAGCUCCAACGCCGCCUGGUUCUGGAAGAUAGCGACCCCCCGGCGGACGGAGCUGAGGGGCAGCAGCCGAGCAAUGAGCAGCACAACGGGGAAGAGAAAGAGGCCACUUCCAGCGCCGACUCCGAACUGAGUGCCAAACUGAACCGGAGACAGGACAUCAACGCGGGCAACGCCGUGCCAGCCAACCGGGGCAAGGUCUUUAACCCUUACACCGAGUUCAAGGAGUUCUCCCGAAAGCAGAUCAAGGACAUGGAGGCAAUGUUCAAAAAGUAUGAUUCUGGGAAAGAUGGCUUUAUUGAUAUGAUGGAGCUGAAGUUCUUGAUGGAGAAGCUGGGAGCCCCACAGACUCAUCUUGGGCUGAAGAACAUGAUAAAGGAAGUGGAUGAAGAUUUUGAUAACAAGCUGAAUUUCCGGGAGUUCCUACUGAUCUUUCACAAAGCAGCAGCUGGGGAGCUGGAGGAGGACAGCGGCUUGCUGGCUCUGGCUAAACUCUCAGAGAUCGAUGUGGACGUUGAGGGAGUGAAGGGCGCCAAGAACUUCUUUGAGGCCAAGGUCCAGGCUCUUUCCUCCUCCAGCAAGUUUGAAGCAGAGAUCCGUGCAGAGCAGGAAGAGAGGAAACGACAGGAAGAAGAGAAGAAAAACCGCAGAGCUGCCUUUAAAGAACUGAAGUCUGCGUUUAAUCAGUAACUGACCAUUCAGCGAGACAGUGCUUGCAUAGGCUUCUCCCAGCUCUGCACUUCUCAACCAUAAUUCAAUGCGAGAGGCACUUAAGCCCUUUGUAUUGCCUUAUACGGGGGGAUAACAUUGCAGCUAAUCCUGUUAAAUGCAGAAAAUGAUCUUCUGUCUAAUCUUUAAUACAAAGGACCUACAUUUGGCCUAGCCACAUUUCUCUUUUUUUGAGAGAGAGAUUUGGUUAUAUUGCAGUUUUGUAUACCACAUCACCACCUGUUAUGUUAUUUUUUCUCUUAAGUAAGUGCUUUUUCUGCCGCACCACAAGAGAUAAUGAGUUUAUUUGUACUAACUGCAGGAUAAAACUAUUCCAGUGUAAAUUCCUCCCUAGGGCCACUACAGCUGCAAGAAUCAUAGGCAACCGUUUUCCUUUAGUUCUUGGUUUCAGCCCUGUUCCAGGUCUGCUGAAAAGUAGUUGCACAAACAAUUGAGUAUGGGAUUUGUUUCUUCUCUCAGGCAUUACAGGUUGAUGGCAAAACAAAGCAUAUUUGUAUACAUGUACAUUGAUUGGCCAAGCACGGAUCCAUCAGAAUUCCUCAAUCAUUCCUGCAUAUAAACCUGCAUUCCAGCAAAUUGGGGGCUGAGAUAGCAUAUUUUAAAGCAUAAAGGCUGAUAACCAUUCCAUAUAUGACAGAAAUCACAGUUCCAGGACCAUUGAUUGCACCUGUCGUAUCACUUGCCCUGCCCUAUCAGGGAUUGGGGCGCCCUGCUAUUUUUUUUAAAAGGCAAGGUUUCCCAUUUCUUAUGCCGUAAAUGUCUAUAGCAGUGCUUCUUCUUCAAUUAUGCUUGGGAAACGGAAUCAAAUAAAGGGACAGAAUCUAUAGUAAUAUUCUUUUAGGCAGAUGACAUACUUUUAAAGAUGAGCUAUUUUUAAUGCUGAAAGACUACUGGCAUCUGAUUGGCAUGAGCUGCAAACUAUAAUUUCCCAUUAGACAAGGUCUGAUGUCAGCAUUAAAUGCUUGAACUAUGUUUUUUUUAAAUAUUGUCAGAUUGUAUUAGCUGUACAUAACCUGAAAGAGGAUAUUUAAAAGACGAGCAUAUAUAUUCUUUGGUUAGGGACUGAGGAAUGUGUUUAUUUCUGAAACUAACCUACAGUCCUAUAUAAAUAUUCAGUCCUUUAUGUGAUAUUGGUUAGAGAGGGAUUUCAUGAUAAAUGCUUAUCAGGCUAAAAUAAAUGUUCUGUACAUUAGGUCUAAUGGCCACAAGCUGUAAUAACACCGCUCAAAGCCAUAAAGAUUUUUGGGCGCUUAUUCAGGAUCAGCUUUACAACUGAGGUAGCUUAUGUUCUAAAUGUCUGUACCUAAGAACAAGGCAGCUGGAAUUCAUGAACAGAGAUGCUGAAGUUGAUCCUAGCUCCCCAACACAUGACAGUGUUUAACAGGGUCAGACCCAAUCCUCCCUGGGAAGCAUUGGUGCUCCCCUGCUGACCUGCCUCCCCUGAUUGUGAAGAGGUAAAAGUAUGAGGGGUUGGCCCCUGGGAUGGCAGCCCUGGUGGGUACCGUACACCUCAGUCUGACAAUGGUGUUUUAGGAUCUUUGCCAAAAAUUUAGCAAUGUGCAACUGCAAGGUGAGACCCAGGGCCUAAUGCAUCAUUCUCUCUGCUAGUUUGCCCAUUGCCCAUUUAGAAUAUACCCAACAGCUCUAAAGUUGGUACUGAAUUACAAGCCUGUACUGUGAGCUUGUUCAACCAUUGGCAUAAAAAGUCAGGGGGGAGCCAAAUUAAUGUGAAUCAUUGCUUUAGCCUCUGCAUAGACUGAAGAGCUUGCUCCGGCAAUGAAUUGAUCUUGGUACUUAAGAUGUUAAUAAUUGUUUUAUGAGUUCUAUUUCUUUGUGUGACUGGAGGGGGCCAACCAGCACAAUAACAGUGUUCCAGUGCUCUGUGACUUCCAGCAUUGUGCUAAUUACCUUCUGUUCUCCAUACAUUUUAUAUUAAUAUUGGAAAAUAAAUGUUUUACUAAUAAA
Messenger RNA from Xenopus tropicalis (tropical clawed frog), 2748 nucleotides. It is a transcript of the gene efhd1, whose product is annotated as EF-hand domain family member D1. Gene Ontology annotation, molecular function: calcium ion binding. The record is from RefSeq and is marked provisional. NCBI's taxonomy places the organism in Eukaryota, Metazoa, Chordata, Amphibia, Anura, Pipidae.